UUUAGAAGUGUGUGGAUUGUCCAGUAAGUGAACCCGGUAUUUAGUAGUGUGUUGACCUGGAAUAAUUGAAUGGAGAUUAAUAACAAAAUGUUCACUUGGCUCAACAGAGUACCAGAGGUGCGGCAGCAGUGCUACGAGAACGUAAUCGAGGGCCUGAAGAGCAUCUACAAAAACAAAAUGCUGCCGCUGGAGCAGCACUAUCUCUUCAACGAAUUCCACUCCCCGCCCCUCAACGACGCCGAUUUCGACGCCAAACCGAUGAUCCUCCUUGUGGGCCAGUACUCCACCGGAAAAACAACGUUUAUAAAAUACCUGCUGGAGAGGGACUUCCCUGGGAUGAGGAUCGGGCCGGAGCCGACGACGGACAGAUUUAUAGCCGUGAUGUUCGCGGAAAAUGAAGGCGUAAUACCCGGCAACGCCCUGGUCGUGGACCCCAAGAAACAAUUCCGGCCUCUUUCGGCUUUCGGGAACUCUUUCCUGAACAGAUUUCAGUGUUCGCUGCUGAGAUCCCCCGUACUCAAAGGCAUGUCCAUUAUUGAUACACCCGGCAUACUAGCAGGUGAGAAACAACGCAUCGACCGAGGAUACGACUUCACGGGGGUGCUGGAGUGGUUCGGCGAACGGGUAGACCGUAUAAUAUUACUAUUCGAUGCACACAAGCUCGAUAUCUCAGACGAAUUCCGCCGGUCCAUCGAGGCGCUCCGAGGACAUGACGAUAAAAUUAGAAUAGUUCUGAACAAAGCCGAUAUGAUUGACCAUCAGCAACUCAUGAGGGUGUACGGGGCCUUGAUGUGGUCCUUGGGAAAGGUCCUUCAAACCCCAGAAGUUGUUAGAGUGUAUAUAGGAUCUUUUUGGGACGAACCACUCAGAUACGACGUUAAUAGAAGACUGUUCGAGGACGAGACGCAGGACUUGUUCAAAGACCUGCAGAGUUUGCCGCGGAAUUCGGCAUUGAGGAAGUUGAACGACUUGAUCAAGCGUGCCAGAUUGGGCAAAGUUCACGCCUUUAUCAUAUCCGAGAUCAAAAAGGAAAUGCCCGUGUUCGGGAAGGAGAACAAAAAGAAGGAACUGAUUAAAAAUUUGAGCGAUAUCUACGAGAAAGUUCAAAGGGAAUACUCGGUUUCCAUAGGUGACUUGCCGGACAUAAAUAAGAUGAAAGAACACCUGCUUAAGAUAGACUUCACUAGAUUCCAUUCUCUCAAACCGAAAUUGUUGGAAGUAGUGGAUGAGAUGUUGUCGAAUGAUAUCUCCCAGCUCAUGGCGAUGGUGCCGAAUGACACCAGUCCUGCGUCUCUCACCGACAUACACGGAGGUGCUUUCGAAAACGUUGAAGACAAAAAGACUCCGUUCGGGUACAGAAGCGGAGAAGGAGUCAAUGCUGGAUACGGCGAACCGGAAUGGAUAGUGAACAAGGAAAGGACUGCAUUCGACGUUUUAUUCGACUCACUUAACCCUGUAAAUGGCAAGCUAUCGGGUGCGACAGUGAAAGAGGAGCUGGUCAAGUCGAAACUCCCCAAUGCUAUUCUUGGCAAAAUUUGGAAACUCGCCGACGUGGACAAAGACGGUUACCUAGACAAGGACGAGUUUGCUCUGGCCAUGCAUCUGAUAAAUGUGAAGCUGAGCGGCAACGAAAUACCCCUAGAACUACCCGACCAUUUAAUACCACCCAAACAGAGAAAUAAAGUGUAUACCUGUUGAGUUUAAUAAAAUGCUUUAAUCCCA
This is a messenger RNA of Anoplophora glabripennis (Asian longhorned beetle), 1722 nucleotides long. RefSeq names its product EH domain-containing protein 1-like. The transcript has 3 exons. Gene Ontology annotation, molecular function: calcium ion binding; GTP binding; protein binding. The record is from RefSeq and is a predicted model, not a curated record. Gene Ontology annotation, cellular component: plasma membrane; cytoplasm. Gene Ontology annotation, biological process: endosomal transport; endocytosis. The coding region runs from base 70 to 1698 and encodes 542 amino acids. NCBI's taxonomy places the organism in Eukaryota, Metazoa, Arthropoda, Insecta, Coleoptera, Cerambycidae.